AUGGAUAAACAAUUAUUCUUAUCUCUAUUUGAUAAUUUUGUAAUUCAUAAAAAAAUUUUUAAAAAUGUAAAACAUUCCGUAUUUAAUGGCAGUUAUAACUAUUUGGAUAUGUUUAAGAAAUACUUUAUUGAUAGAGAAGCGAAAGGAGAUUGUUUUGGUUUCGAUAAUUACUCUCAGUCUAAAAUCUAUGAAUGUGCUAUCAUUGGUGGCAGUCUGGAGUUGUUUCAAUAUUCGUUAGAACAACUAGGUUUAGAUAGAGAGAAAACAUUUCGAUCUAAUAAAUGUGAACCAAAUAUGUUGAUGUGUUUGGUUUCAAAGUACGGUAGAUCGGAUAUUCUUCAUUAUAUCUUUGGAUUGGAUGAACUUCAACAGUAUAGCUGGGACUAUUACAGUAUGAUGGUGAAUGCACCACUCUCUGGAAAUUUCGAGCUAUUGAAAUUCUUGGUGGGAAAAGUCGGUAGUACUCCAAACAACAAGGAUAGUUUUGUCAACACUGCCAUUGAUAAUGCCGCAAGAGAAGGACCUUUAGAUAUGCUUCAGUAUCUUGAGGUUGAUAGAGCAAUGGAUCUAGAGAGAGAUUCCUCCAAUCUAUUACUUUACAAUGCAAUAACAGGAGGAAAUAUAGAGGUUAUCGAGUAUGUUCUCAACAAGUAUUUAGAUGAUCUCAAUAGUGAUGGUGAAUAUUAUGAUUUAAUAGAUAUGGCAGCAUACAUUAAUCGAUUGGAUAUUAUCAAGUUGGUUAGUCAGAGAAUUGGCAUCAAUCAAUGUUCAUCAGAAGCAAUGUGGAGUGCAAUUCGACACCAUAAUCUAGAGAUGCUAUCAUGGUUGCAUGAGAAUACCGAAGGUGGAUGUGAAGAUUGUCUAGACAGUGCCGGUAGUCAAGGAACCGUUGAAAUUGUAAAAUGGUUGAACCAAAAUUGUACAUCAGAAUGCACUUCUGCGGCUAUGACAGAUGCAGCACGUGCAGGCAAGCUAGAUAUCGUCAUUUGGUUACACAAUAAUAGAAGUGAAGGAUGCGAUUCAGAUACUCUUGAUAGAGCGAUCGCAAAUCAAAACUUGGAGGUCGUUAAAUGGUUGUUGGCAAACAGAUCAGAGUGUACAUUAGCUAGUAUUGACAGCUACUGUCGCACUGAACAAGAAUGGUUGAAUCUCAACUUGGAACAACUUAAUCUAUUUACAAAUUAA
Molecule: messenger RNA, 1185 nt
Organism: Heterostelium album PN500
Lineage: Eukaryota; Evosea; Eumycetozoa; Acytosteliales; Acytosteliaceae
Exons: 2
Coding region: 1-1185 (394 amino acids)
Molecular function (GO): protein binding
Source: RefSeq, a predicted model, not a curated record